Messenger RNA from [Candida] anglica, 1007 nucleotides. NCBI's taxonomy places the organism in Eukaryota, Fungi, Ascomycota, Pichiomycetes, Serinales, Debaryomycetaceae. The record is from the annotation of a GenBank genome assembly.
AAGGAGAAUCAAUUCACGAGGAAUCAUUUGGUUUGAAUAACACUUCAAUUAAUUCUUUUUUAAUACAUAUCUAUAUUUAACCCUUCACUUUCUCCCCAUUCCAUACUUGUGUAUCCUCAUCUAUUAGAAAUAACGCAAAAAUGGGUGGCCUUGAAGCAACAAUGAUUGCAAUUGAUAACUCCGAAUUCAUGAGAAAUGGAGACUACGUAACCUCUAGAUAUGAUGCUCAGCUUACUGCUACUGAGUUUAUUUUCCAGAACAAGGUGAACUCUAAUCCAGAAAACACUGUUGGAUUACUUGCUUACGGUGGGAAUGGUCCAGAAGUGUUGUCAACUUUGACCACUGAUUUUGGUAAGAUUUUAUCGGGAGCUCAUGAAACUAAGAUUCAUGGUGAAUCCCAUUUCUCAAAUGGUAUACUGGUUGCUGCAUUGGCAUUGAAGCAUCGUCAAAACAAGGUUCAAGCACAAAGAAUUAUUGUUUUCGUGGGAAGUCCAAUCGUGGAAUCAGAGAAGGAAUUGGAGAAGUUGGCAAAGAAGAUGAAAAAGAAUAACAUUGCCGUAGAUAUUAUAAAUUUUGGUGAGGAAUCAGUCAAUACUUCCAAAUUAGAAAAGUUCAAUGCCACUAUAAACAACCACGACAAUUCACAUCUUGUUACUGUACCACCGGGCCCUAGAUUAUUGUACGAAGUUAUUGCUUCUUCACCUAUUCUUCUUGAAGAAGGCUUUGACAUGGGUGGAGACAGCAUGAAUGAUGGCUUCGGAGGAGGUGUUGGUGACAUUAUUGAUCCUAACAUGGACCCAGACUUGGCAUUGGCAUUGAGACUCUCUUUGGAAGAGGAAAAGUUGAGACAAGAAAGGGAAGCAGCUGACAAGGCAAAGGAAGAAUCUUCCAAGGAUUUAGAAAAGAUUGACGAGAAUAAGGAGGGAAAUGAAGAAAGUAAGUAAAAGUGAUAUAGCUAAGUAGAAUCGAACUGUAUGACUGCAUUUGCUUGAAUAUACAGAAAAUUA